Messenger RNA from Lobosporangium transversale, 1808 nucleotides. RefSeq lists its product as hypothetical. Lineage: Eukaryota; Fungi; Mortierellomycota; Mortierellomycetes; Mortierellales; Mortierellaceae. The transcript has a single exon. Gene Ontology annotation, molecular function: protein binding. The coding region runs from base 265 to 1785 and encodes 506 amino acids. The record is from RefSeq and is a predicted model, not a curated record.
GAUGCAGGCAUCCAAUGGACGGAUCUUCUCAGAAUUUGAACUAAUCAUCUCUUCAUACCACCAUUUGUUCUUUUUCCACUUCUUUUGCAUUCUCUCAUCAUCUUUUUUAAUCCAUUUCUGAUUUGUUCUCAGCAUCCUGUAAAAAUUCAGUGGCAUCAACUCUUUUAUCCUUCUGUGUCUCCUCUUUUCCUGCCCCCACGUUUUCUUAAACUUAUUAUAUGCAAUAAAUAUUGACCAUUGUUGUAAAGACUGUAUUCAAUUUUAAUGAGGCCAGACAUCUCUCCAUUCCGAGCAACAUGGCUCCUUUCCGUCCUUCUUCUUGCCUUAUCUAUUAUCUCAUCUCUCUCUCAUGCCCAAACACAGCCUCCGUCUUAUCAACCAAGACCAGGGUUUCUAUCAACUAGCGCAUACAUUGAUGGCCAGACCAUGUAUGUCCUCGGUGGCUUCGGAGGAGAUGAUUCUCUAAUGGCUCAGAUGUUUUCCAUCGACCUUUCAAAAUCUUGGAGCACCUCCAGCCCUGCUUAUAAACGCAUGGCGGAUGGUAUCACGGACGCAAGGUUCACUAGUGUGCUCCUGCCGAACAAUAAGGAUUGGUUCGUCAUCUCUAAUAGCACCGUAUAUCUCUACAAUAUACCUUCAGGAACUUGGUCGACUGUAGGGAAAUACAACACUCUCAGUACGAGCCAUGGUCUAAGUGCAGCAGUCGACCCGGAAAAUGGGAAAGUGUAUAUACCUAAUGGGUAUGUCUUUAGCAAAGGUGGAGGAGGACCUGUUGAAUUGAUGGUAUAUUCAACAUCCGACAAAACAGUUCAGCACAAUAUCAUGACUUCAAAUCUGGUUCAAGUUAUCAACUUCUCUGUAGUUUGGGCAUCAACUUUGAAGGGAUUGCUUCUCUUUGGAGGAUCUGUAAUCAACACGCCCAACACUCGAAGCGAUCUUUAUUUCUAUAGUCCAGAAAGUGGUUGGAAGCUGUUGACGCCUAGAGGAGAUAUCCCCACGGCUCGCCGGCUAGCAUGUUUUGUUCCUGCGUAUGGCGGCACCAAGAUGGUUCUUUUUGGAGGUCAAGGAGAUCCCGUUCCACCUGCUCAGAAUGGAAAUGCUCAGAAUGACAUUUAUAUCUUGGAUGUGGCAACCCUAACCUGGACUCGAGGGCCGGACAUUGGUAAUAAUGGAGGACGUGCAGGACAUGUGUGUGCAAUCUCCAAUGAGCAGUUGAUUUCUUGGGGUGGACUAGGUAACGAUGCUUCGAGUGAUAAUAACACGUUCGUGUAUAACUUGAAGACCUCAUCAUGGACAACAGAGUAUAUUGGGACUUCGGGGUCCAGUUCCACAAACUUAGUGCCUAUCAUUGCAGGAAGUAUUGGUGGUGUUGUUCUGGUUGCGUUAUUAGUUGGGGGUUUCAUUUUUUACCGUCGCAAAAAAGCCAAGGAACAAGCUGUCAAGUCAAUUAGGCUUUCCAAGCCAUACAUCUCAAACCCUACACCCUUCGAGUACAACCAAUAUUCACCACAGUCGCCGCCACAUUCACGGCCACAGAGUCAAGAACAACAAUAUCAGCGUCAACAACAGCGUCAACAACAACACAAUUCUUAUUAUAAUGAUCUUCCAUCAGAAGAAGAAUAUUAUCUCCCUCAGCAGCAUCCAUCCCAGUCAUACAAUUCCCAUGGUCAGUCUUACGAUCAGAAUGACUAUAGCUAUGAUGAUUACAACAAUUAUACCUCUCCAAACGAGUCUUAUUAUCGCCAGAAUAACCAGACUGCACAUAAUCCUUACAGACACCGUUAAUUGUAAAGCAUACCUUGAGUUUG